AUGAUUAAUAACAAGAAAGAUUUUAAAGCUGAAAAUAUUAAAGACUUAGAAGCUCAGAAGAUGAAUAUUGAUGAUUCAACAAAGAUCACAGAUGAUCUUGAAGGUAAUAAUUUACUUCAAUUUUCUUUUAUAGUAUUUUCUGAAACAAUGACAUCAUUUGUUUCAGAUUGUAACACGUUGUUAAUUAUUUUUUAA
Molecule: messenger RNA, 195 nt
Organism: Hepatospora eriocheir
Lineage: Eukaryota; Fungi; Microsporidia; Hepatosporidae
Source: the annotation of a GenBank genome assembly